AUGUCUCGCACAGACUAUGAUCUUAUUCGUCAACGGAAGGCAGAUUCCGCGGCAGUCUCUGUUAACCAUCGAGCGCUAAUCACUCGAACAUUAACCAAGUAUCCCGUCGACUAUGCGCUGUAUCGAGAGCUUUUACAGAAUAGUGCCGAUGCAAAGGCUGAGACGGCCACUGUCCAGUUUUUUAGCGCCAACAAACAAGCAUAUGCAUCGGAUUUGACCCAGAUUCAUUCAGUGCCAAUCACGAAACUAGUAUUCAAUAACGAUGGCGCAGAAUUUAAUAACGACGAUUGGAGUCGUCUGAAAGAAAUUGCCAGAGGAAACCCGAACGAAACAAAAAUUGGCGCGUUUGGUGUCGGGUUCUACUCAGUCUUUGAUUUGACCGAUGAGCCAUUAGUGCAUUCAGGGCAAAAAAUCAUCUCUUUCCACUACGAGGGCGACCAACUUCAGUACCAUUGGGGGAAAGCCACAGACUCGGUCAAAGGAGCCACAAUUGAUCUGCCUUAUCGUUCACCAGGUGUGCUCCCCGAUCUUGUAAAAUUCACCGCCUUUUUGGUCCAGAGUUUUUCACUAGUGCAUCUUGGUAAAGUUAUUUUGAAGCUUGACGAUCUGACUUUGCUAGAACUCACAAAGCACAGUUCUGUACCGCAGACGCAGCAGCUCCCACAGAACCUGAACAACAAGUCGCCGAAUGGCACAUUGAAACUAGUCAAUCUCACUAUGACUCCGCUCCAAAUGACUAUUGAAUAUAUGAAUGUGACGCAAAUGCCACCACUGUCUUUGAGCUCAGGCUUCUUCAAUAUUGGAAAAGUGUUGGUUAAGUCCUUGUUGACGAAAACAGACGAUCCCAAAGACACGACAAAACUUGUUUGCUUUCUACGGCGAGCAGAUGCCACAAUCGAUGUCAAUGUAUCGUCCUCGUUUCGUCGCAAAAUGAUCGAAACUGUGAUGAAGGCACCCCCAGCCCAGUCCACAAUGUCACUUUUGUCUUUUUCUCAAGAAGAGUUGCAAAAUUCAGACAUCAAACCUCCCCUCAGUGAUUAUAUUUUCCCCAGUGACUUCAAUGAGGCUAAAAUUUUUAUUGGAUUUCCCACAAAACAGAAUACUGCGUUCAAGUCUCAUCUGGCAUUGAAUCAGGUCGUGCCUACGAUGGAGCGUACAGCUGUGGAUAUGUCAAACUCAUUUGUAAAGGAUUGGAACAGUGAGCUUCUAUAUAUGGCUGGUAUGGUGGCCAGAUGUGUUUACGAGAAUGAGCUGAAAGCUUUAGUGGGUAGCGACCUCCAGUACCAACUCAAUGCGGCCAGUCACACUGUAGAUCGAUUCCAAUUCGGUGAAUCUGCCCCAGAUGCCAGAGUUGGUGCCUGCAUAGCCUCAGGCUUUUGGAAAUGUUCAAAGACCAUCUUGUUGGCAACAAAUGCAGGAAUAUUGCCUUCCAAUAAAGCUCGCCUUCCAGGAAAGUUUGGACCCCUGCUACGGAGACUACCUGUGCUUGAAAAGAACAACAAGAACGAGAUAUUUGUAAGUCAUUUACAGAAGUGUGGAUAUAUUUUGGAGGCCACGUUCGAAGAUGCAAUCGCAGAUCUCAAACAUGAGCCAGUGUCUAUGCGUGAGCUGAAAAGCGCACUUACAUGGCUUGAAACUAACCACAACACCCUUAAUGGCACUCAGUCGAAGCAGUUCAAAAAUGCAUUAGUUCUGAAACAGCCCAGCGGUGACCUAUUAUCCUUGGCGACGAUUGUUUACUACCAAGACGGUUAUGCAGCAGACACUACAAUGCCACUACCUCCACUUUGUAUUUCCGCUGAAAUAGUAGACUUGCUUGGAAAACAGAACGUAAAGGCUUUGGGAAUAGUAGCUCUACCUGUGCUAGAAUGGGCUCUUUUCAUCGUGAGCGACCAGUCGCUACUUCAGAAGCACGCAGCCGAGUUGCUUGGCGUUGUGGACAGACGCUGGCACUACUUGCAUGAAAGCCAGAGAGAAUCUAUUAUUGAUUCGCUACAGAACCGUACCAUCAUUCCUACUAAUCAAGGACUGAAAAUACCCUCUGAUGCGUACAUUUUCAAGAUCCCUCUUUUUCCGGACCUACCUGUCGUUUCGGAUUCUGUGUCGGCAUCACGGGCGUUUUUGGUCAAGAUUGGUGUACGUGAGUCAGUCGAUAUGGCGUUUGUCUUGGAAGCGCUUCAUAAUGAAACUUCGGGGCUCAAGUGGUCAAGUCAAGAGCUGAUAGACUACUUAGUGGAGCAUGAAGAUUCACUAAAGAAAGACGACUGGCUUGUCUUAUCACAUGGCGACUUUUAUCGUAACAGGAAAACCAAGAGCCUAGACCGCAUAUCCAAUUUGUAUGCACCGCUUCCUGAACUAGUCAAGCUGGGGUUCCCGACUUUGGACUGGGCUAGGCCAUGGGACCCAGACUCCGCAGCCGGUAAGCUGCUCAAGAAACUCCAAAUCAAAAUGAAGCCUGAUGUUGUUGAGCUAUUCAUGAUGGCAACUGAGCGUAAGCUUAUUCCUACAGCUACGAAGUUCUUUAUUGGCAAUUAUCAUAGCCAGCAAGAUUUCGAUCGAUUGAGGUAUGCUAACUUGGAGAUUGUUCCAAGUAAUUAUACGUAUAGCAGACCCUCAGAUUGUUAUAUUGACCAGGAAGCUGCUCUUUUCAACUUUGCUGUCAUCGCUGAAGAGUAUGCACCUUAUGCAAAACGUUUUCGUGUUGAAGCCCGCCCUCCGACCCAUCUCCUGUUAGACUACAUGCUUUCACAUCCACCACAAACAAUGGCUGCAGCAGACCCAUUGUUCGGUUAUCUAUCGAGGAAUUUCGACCAGUUUUCAAGAAACGAUAUUGCCAGAUGUAAAAGCGCGCCAUUUGUUCCGGUGAAGCCCUCGCAAAAACUUUUCAUGAAACCAGGUGAAUUGUUUUUGAAAUCUGAUGAGACUGGCGAGAUUAAGGAUCUUUUUCACUUCAUUGAUCCGUUGCCGUCAUCAUUGCCAUUUCUACUUGGUGUUGGUGUUAGACAAAGUCCAAGCUUGACCGAAAUUGCUCAUCAAACAGUUUCAAACCCCACAAAGGUAUACAACCUGGUAAAAAAUCCAAAUAAGUACCUUGAAUUGCUGGCAAAAGUUUAUUAUGGAUGGAAGGAACUAUCACGAGACAAUGCUCUUAUAAAACUCAUGCACACCUCUCCGUUCUUAUUAGCAUUCAAGCACCAAGUCACUAGUGACGAUGAUGACAGUGAGACAGCAGUUCUUGCAAAAGCCUCUGAAAUCUCAAUUGUGGAUGAUAUUUUGAUUUUCAACAAGUUUAAAAAGGAUAUUUUGACUGCACCACAAGAGUCUGUUCUAGAGUCUUUAUAUGCUAAGCUUGGUGUGGCAAAGCUCACUGACAGCUUGAACGAAUCAUGUCAACUUGGUAGUGUUGUUAGCUACUCAGGCCAAGAAAAAGUUCAGGAACACAUUAGGGAGCGACUCCGACUGUUUCUCGAGAGUAGUUCCAAGCAGUGUCGUUUACGCACAAAGGAAGUCCAAAGCGUUACUGUUGAGUUUGUAUCAUUCAUCAAAAUCAAGCAGCAACUCCGUCAAACUCGUGAAAUCGAAAGCGAUCUCACUGCUCUCAUUCACCCCAGUCACAGCAAAAAGGUUUUGUUGACUCCGAAGUUUGACUGGUUCCAUGUAAGUCAAGCUUUGACGAAACUCGCACUGGAGAAACCUGACCCAGAGUCUGUGAUUGUUUUGGAGCUGCAGCUUAGCACCGAUCUAAAGACCCUUCAGGCUAAGGGCUACAACGUUGAUCGAUUGCUUCAGAAAAACAAAAGGGAGAUUCAUGCGUCGGUUCCUCCUCCUGAAACUAAACCCGUUCAGCAAGUUGAGCCGGACAAGUUAGCGGAACCCGCCAAACAACAAAUGAUGAAACCAAGCGCUCCUCCACUGCAGGCGCCUCGUGAUAGAUCGCACCAGGAAGAUAAAGCUGUUAUCCCAUCACCAGCGAGUAGGAGCACUAGAGCAGUAGUCCCCCCAAACCAAACCAAUGGCGUACCGGAACAACUGCAAGAGUUGCGAAAUCAACCGCACGAGCCUGCAAAGCCCAAGGACCCUUUCGGCAGAUUCAAGUCACUCCUCUCGCGUGACAGAACUCACCAAAGCAAACCAGCAGCUCCCGGCCAAGAAGUCAGGCCUGUAGAUACAGGCCAUGCAUUAAAAGAGUCGAUUCGAGCUUGCCAACCUUAUAACGAAGCGAGGGUCCACGCACCUAUGAACGUUGAUCCGCCUCCUAUGCCAUCAAACAGCUGUAAGGAAAACGAUGUGAAAGAUUUGCGAUCAGCAGUACAACUUAGUGAUGGCAUGAUGGUAUUUGUUCAAAAUGGAGCGGCACCACCUACCGAAGAAAUGCUCAAGUAUGCUGUGCAAUUUUGUGACAUCCUUAAAAGGUGCUCCGCCAUCUACGAAUGUCCUUACGAUACAUUUUGCUUAUAUAUUGGUGAGGAGAGCUCUAUUGCAUUCAAUUAUCGCGGCUCGCUAUUUUUCAAUUUGCAGGUUUUCGCUGCCCAAACUCGUGGGUCGUCAUGGAAGCCCGCCGUCACUUUGGACUUCUGGUACACGGUCAUGGCGCACGAACUUGCCCACAAUCUUGUGGGAUCGCAUGGCCAACAGCAUUCAUUCUACACAGAACGCUAUGUAUCUGGUUACCUUGCUAGACUGCGUGGACAGCGACUAGCCGAAACUGCUCCGGCUAUCUUGUAA
Messenger RNA from Wickerhamiella sorbophila, 4725 nucleotides. RefSeq lists its product as hypothetical. Bases 1 to 4725 code for a protein of 1574 amino acids. The record is from RefSeq and is a predicted model, not a curated record. The transcript has a single exon. NCBI's taxonomy places the organism in Eukaryota, Fungi, Ascomycota, Dipodascomycetes, Dipodascales, Trichomonascaceae.